AUGUGUAGGGAGAAAUUGGCAGAUGUUUGGAAUGUUGCGAGAGCAGCUGGAAUUAACAGCGAAGAAUUCAUUACAUUAAUUCUUAAAACAUUAACUUCUACAUGGUCGAUCCUUUUCACUUCAGAAAUAGAUUCAGACACAUCUGAAUGCACACAUAGACUCAAGGGACUUGACAAUGGAACUAAAAUGUUAAUGAAAUCAUGUCGCUUCAUGAUGAAUAACAAGACUAGUUAG
Molecule: messenger RNA, 234 nt
Organism: Clunio marinus
Lineage: Eukaryota; Metazoa; Arthropoda; Insecta; Diptera; Chironomidae
Source: the annotation of a GenBank genome assembly